AUGCGGCGAAAAGUUGAAGAUGUGGUUCGGGUUUUGGUGGGGUUUCAUUGGCAGUGGACGGUAAUAGUUUGGUUGUUACAGGUUGUUGCAAUAGUGGGUGUGGUGGUGGGAGGUGUUGGGUUGGUGGUUGUGGCCCUGGUGAAGAUGGAUCAUAACUAUUGGAUGUAUGAAAUUAGACGUACUGACCCAAGAUUUGUGACCAACAUGAAACUUUUUCUUAAGAUUGCUCAAGAGGAUAGUGUGAAAAAAGGAAACGAACUUGUUCCGUGUCCUUGUAUGGAAUGUAAAAAUUUUACCGACUUCAAGGAUAAGGAUAUACGAGACAUCGAGUAUCAUUUGUUGAGAAAUGGAUUUAUGUUUAAUUAUACUUGUUGGUCAAAACACGGGGAGUCACUUGCUAAUCGUAGCGCAACCUCAAUAAAUUUAGGCUCUAAUUAUAAUGAUGAGAACAACGCCUCGCAUAUUAGAGAUGACAGUGAUAAUUUAAACGAGGACUAUGAUAAUAUAAAUGAGGUCAACGAUAAUUUAAAUGACAUGCGCAAUGAUUUGGAAGCUAAUGCUGAUGACAGUGAUCUAGAAAAACUACAACAAUUAUUUGCCGAUGAAGAAAAACCGUUAUACGUUGAUUGUACAAAAUUUUCUAAGCUUAGCGCUGUGUUAAAACUCUUUAACUUAAAGACAAAAUACAAUUGGAGCGAUAAGAGUUUUACAUGUCUAUUGGAGUUAUUGCACGAUAUGCUACCCACAGACAACGAGCUACCCAUAUCUGUGUACCAAGCUAAGAAAUUGAUGUGUCCAAUGGAAUUAGAGGUGGAAAGAAUACAUGCAUGUCCCAAUGAUUGUAUGUUGUAUAGAAAUCAGUACGAGAAAGCUCAUACGUGUGUUACAUGCGGUGAAUCGAGGUACAAACGUAAAAAUGAAACUAAUGAUUAUGAUGACGAUGUGACGAAAAACGGGCCUCCAGCUAAAUUAUUAUGGUAUUUCCCUAUUAUACCGAGAUUAAAGCGUUUAUUUGCUAAUCCUAAAGAGUCAAAGUUGUUGCGUUGGCAUUCCGAAGAGCGUAAGGAUGAUGGAAAGUUAAUAGAUGUGGCAGAUUCACCUCAGUGGAGAAACUUUGAUUACGAUUAUCCCGAUUUUGGAAACGAGGUUAGAAAUAUACGAUUUGGCCUUAGUUCAGACGGUAUAAAUCCUUUCGGAAACAUGAGUAGUUGUCAUAGUACUUGGCUGGUUCUUUUAUGCAUCUACAACCUUCCUCCAUGGCUAUGCAUGAAAAGAAAAUACAUAAUGAUGUCAUUGUUAAUUCAGGGUCCAAAAAGAAAAUACAUAAUGAUGUCAUUGUUAAUUCAGGGUUCAAAACAACCUGGUAAUGACAUUGAUGUUUAUUUGUCUCAUUUGAUUGAUGACCUUAAAACCCUAUGGAGCUCAGGUGUAGACAUGUACGAUGCUUAUGAAAAGAUGAGCUUUAAGUUACGCGCCAUGAUUUUUUGCACUAUAGGUGAUUUCCCAGCAUACGCCAAUUUGUCAGGAUAUAGCACAAAAGUAAAAAUAGGAGAUCCCUUCUGCAGAACCAGACACCGAAAAUCACCAACUCUCUACAAUCUUCUCACACAGAAUUCUUCUUCAAGCAUUCAAGGUACACCUUCGGGUUGGAGUCAAGACCGGCAGUACAACUGCUAG
Messenger RNA from Helianthus annuus (common sunflower), 1677 nucleotides. RefSeq lists its product as uncharacterized. The coding region runs from base 1 to 1677 and encodes 558 amino acids. The record is from RefSeq and is a predicted model, not a curated record. The transcript is spliced from 3 exons. Lineage: Eukaryota; Viridiplantae; Streptophyta; Magnoliopsida; Asterales; Asteraceae.